AAACUCCUUCCAAACGGACAUUUAAGUGAGAAUAGUACUAGAGUAGUGGUGUUCGUAAACGCAGGGGAAUCGAGUGCGUGAGGGUUUGCAGUGUGCAGUGUGCAGUGUGCAGUGCACUUGGAUGCAUCAAUAACCCCCGAUUCAAUUUGGGACCAAGAUCCUGGUUCGCGAUGAAGAGGUCAUUUCCAUGGGAAAAUCAAAUUGAUGUCUCUUCUUCUUCUUCUUCUCCAAACUCCCUUCGUCCCAACCCCCUAACUAUCCCUAACUCCCCCAUAGAUACCAAGUCCCAAGAUGCACUCAUCAGGCGGGCAGAAAUGUAUCAGGAUUACAUGAAGCAGAUCCCAAUCCCAAAUCAUCGAGGCACUAUGAUCCCAUUUACCUCAUGGAUGGGAUUAGGCAGAUCCAUGAAGCAGAUAUACGGACAGCCUCUGCAUUACCUCACCAAUAUUCUCCUCAAGCAAUGGGAUCAGUUGAGAAUUGGCAGUGAGGAUGAAUACAAGCCCUUGGACAACAUAGUUCAUCCACACAAAGCUGAGGCCACCAUCUGGCUCAUUGAAGAAAUCCAUCGGCAAACAUCAUCGCAUUUUCAUCUUGCUAGUCUGUGGAAGGUGGACCCAAUGUACAAUGGUUUUGUUGAUUCCAUUUUCCCAACAUUAGAGCAUACAUCAUGAAAAUGAAGCCAUUUAGUUUUGAGGCUUUGUGCUGUAUCCUGCAAAUAGUUUCGGUUAUGUUGUCCUUUUCGUAAAGCAAAAAUGGAACGACUUCCUUGAUACUUCCCUUACUUUUUUCCUGGUUUUGGCUAUUUUCCGCUUUAUACAUGGCUGCAUCUCAGUAUGUCUACUCAUCUCCUGGAGGCCAGGACUCGUGAUAUUUAAGUCACCGCAAACCCUCGUUUACACAUUUUUCAAUAGCGUUUAACAAAGGAAAUCCAUACUUCCUUG
Glycine soja is the source of this 941-nucleotide messenger RNA. Its product is annotated as protein RDM1-like. The transcript is spliced from 3 exons. The record is from RefSeq and is a predicted model, not a curated record. Gene Ontology annotation, cellular component: RNA polymerase V complex; nucleus. Bases 171 to 671 code for a protein of 166 amino acids. Lineage: Eukaryota; Viridiplantae; Streptophyta; Magnoliopsida; Fabales; Fabaceae.